AUGUCCUUUGGUUUGGCAAAAAGUAAUCGCUCACCACCUUCUCUGUUAGAGGUAGAAGAGAGGAGCAUACCAUGGGGUGAAAGAGAGCGAGACCUGCAGCUUGUCAGAGAUUACAAGCCUCACAAAGAUGUCCAGCAUCUCAGAAUUAUGCUUCAUGGACCACCAGGUGCUGGAAAGUCCAGCUUCAUCAACUCUGUGGACAGUGCUUUAAGAGGCAAAAUCGCAACUCGAGCAUUGGCAGCAGCAACCUUUGGUGACAGUUUCACCAUUGCAUACAGGACAUUUAAAAUUCAGAAAGGAAAUCCAGAAACGUUUUACCCUUUUGUCUUCACUGACACCAAGGGGCUUCAGAACGGCGAUGAGGGAUUAAUUCAUGUAGAAGACAUCAAACUUGCCAUUAGUGGACAUGUCAAAGAAGGUUACACGUUCAAACCCAAAUCUCUCUUGCGUGAAUCAGAUCCUGACUACAACAGUUCUCCUACUUUAGAUGACAAAGUCCACAUACUGGUUGUAGUUAUUCAAGCUGACACAGUGAGCAUAAUCAGUGAUGAAACUUUGGGGAAGAUGAGAGAAGUCAGACUACAUGCUCGUGACAAAGGGAUCCCACAAAUAGCUGUUAUCACUAAAAUUGAUGAAGCCUGUCCUGAAGUCAAAAGAGACAUAAAGAACACCUACAGGAGCAAGCACUUGAAUCAGCUGAUGGACACAGUGAACAGGGACCUGGGUAUUCCACUGAACUGCAUCUUCCUCGUGAAGAACUACCACAAAGAAACUUAUACGAAUAACGAUGUGGAUUCACUGAUACUGAGUGUACUGAAAAAGAUCAUUGACUAUGGAGAGGACUACCUGAAUGACAUACAAUCCUGACCUGUAAUCAAUGUGUGAGCGAGCUAGAAAAUGAAAAUGUUCAGUUACUCUUCAAGUGAUUAUGCUUAUGUUUCAUUUGCCAUCGCUACAGUCAAACAAAAAGGGUGUGAAAAGAAACUUCUUUUCUUUUGCAAAUUAAAUCCAAAUAAAUAUAUAUAUUAUAUAUUCAAAAUGGUAACUGCAUGAAGAAUGACACAUAUAUGCUUGUAAACUGUUAUCUGCCGUGUAACUCAAAUAAAUU
Molecule: messenger RNA, 1108 nt
Organism: Maylandia zebra (zebra mbuna)
Lineage: Eukaryota; Metazoa; Chordata; Actinopteri; Cichliformes; Cichlidae
Source: RefSeq, a predicted model, not a curated record